CAAGGACAGAGGAACAAACACACGGUCUGAUGAAUCGACAAAAACACAGGCAGGAAAUUAUGGCAUCAGUUAUGCAGGAGAGUUUGACCUGGCAGGGGAAAAAUGCGAUGAUCCAUCUAAGUGGCUGUGGCAUUCAGCUGGUGUCUAAAAAGGGCCGUCUCUCACGCACACCUGCCCUCCAUCUGUUAUCGACACAUGCUGAGGAUUCUCGUCGCUUGACGCUCUCCUCUUCCUCCUCCUCCUUCUCCUCUUCCUCCUCCAUACAGGAUCAGGGUCGAUCUCCUGCUCAGGCCUCCGGGCGAGAAUCUGAGAAUCUCCCCCCGAGACGCCCUCUGAAACUCGCUCCGCUAGAGCUCCCCCUAGAGGUGCAGCGGCAGAAGCUCAAAAGCGCUCAGGAGGUCAAAGAGACGUAUCCGAGAAAGGCCAAAGUUUGUUGGUGGGACGGCCCAGACAAGUCGCCAGAACGCUCCCCGCUGAGUACCAUCACAGAGCCACACAAACCACUGCUACCUGUCAAUCAAGUCAAACUUGUUUCUGAUAGGCCAGCAGGGAAGGAGGCGGGGCAGACGGAAGGUAAUUCUACCGUCCGCUCAACACCUGCUCCCGAGAAUGUCUGCCAAUCAGAGCACGGCAACAGCCAAUCAGCCACUCCCGCUAAGAGCCAGGAUGCAGUCAAGAGGCGUCUAAGACUGCGAAGAACCCAGCGGCUGGAGGAGGAUCAAAGCAAAUCCAGCUCAUCAACAGGUGGAUUAUCUGCUGAUGAGAGCAAACUGGCCCCAGCCUGCCCUGCCAAGGGUCAGGGCACUGCCCAGAAGGCCCUCCGAGACACCAGCCAUGUGCUGGAAAAGACAUCGUGGAGAAACCCGCGGGACUGAGGCAGUGGGUAAUGUCAGGAGAAGGAUGGCUGUUAAUGACAUUCAGGAAGCCGUACUCUGACUCUUUGACCUGAAGAGGAAGUGCAGCACGUGGUGUUGGGGUUAGAGACUUGAACAUGGCAAUAGAGUCAUGUUUACAGAGGAUUUUCCCUCUUGGGUUUAGAUGGGAAAACAGCUCAGUUGAAGCCCGCAGUAAUGUCGAAAACAGCACAACAUUCCUGAUCCGAAUAUUGGU
This is a messenger RNA of Sinocyclocheilus rhinocerous, 1110 nucleotides long. RefSeq lists its product as uncharacterized. The coding region runs from base 30 to 875 and encodes 281 amino acids. Lineage: Eukaryota; Metazoa; Chordata; Actinopteri; Cypriniformes; Cyprinidae. The record is from RefSeq and is a predicted model, not a curated record. The transcript is spliced from 2 exons.